AGAUCGUGGUCUUCAAGGUCUCUCGCUUCUCCUACAAGAGAGCUUGAUAUCUGUUAAUGAAUCCUUCAAAGAGGAAGAAUGGGUUUCAAGCUGCAAAAACAUAGCAAACUCUCUUGCUUCCAGAGUGCCUCGAGACAUGAACUGUUUGAGGAUAGUGGAAUCCGUAGCAGGUGUUGAUGCUCGAAGCAAGCAUUUGAGAAGUACCAUCGCUAAUCAAAUGCUUGUUGUUUUACUUGAACAUAAGGAGAGCGACGAGAAUUUGAUGAGCUCGCUCUGAUGUCUAUCAAUCUGAAGGAGAAGAGUUGCAACCUCUUCAGAAAGUACAUGAUGUUGGUUUUGUCAGAGAACUGGCUAUUGUCAAGUAAGUUGGUUGAGGAAAAGCCAGUACUGAGAGACAUGUGGGCUGUGUUUCUCAGAAACUGUUUUUGUCAGAUCAAUAGCACCGAUCUUCGGCCUUUUGCAUCAAAAGUUCGUACCAAAGCGUCAUAUCUUCUUCAAGGAUGCAGAAGCGAUUGAAGUGGUAAACCUGAAACGUUAGCAGCUAGUCUCCAAAGUGAAAUUUAGUUAUAAAUAAAAUUUUAAAUUUUUCAUGUUUUUUAAUUUAAUUUUUUUUAAGCUAAAGACUCCAAAUAGGAAAACACCAUUGGACAUACUAUUUUGAUUAGAAUCCUUAACUAUUCUAAAAAAAAAAAAUUAGUUUAAUAAUCAUAAGGACUCCAAUGGUGGUAACACCAUUGGAGAUGCUCUUACACUCCAAGUGUAAACCCUGAGCCACUAAGCGAGGAGCAAAAAUCUGAUAAAAUAAUAAAUAUGUUUUUUUUUGUAAAAAAUUAAAUGAUAAAUAUGUUUUUUUUUUUUUUGUAAACUUGGUAAAUAUGUUACUGACUAAUAUCAAAUAUUUGAUCAAAAUCCCAAUAAUAAAGAUGUAGACAGAUUCAGAAAUAUUUAUUAAAAUUUGACCUAGAAAAUACUACAUUUUUAGGUGGGACUUCUGACCAAGUCACGUGCCCAAAACAAUUGUUUCAAAACUCUCUUAUCAAACUUUUAUCACUUGAUCAACUCCCUCUUUUGCAUGGAGUAAUUGUUUCCAUGCAACAAAGACAGUUAUCGUGCCGCAGUCAAGGGUUUUGCUUUCUAGAAACAUAUAUACACGCAUUCAUCAGGCCACCAAAAGAAAUCAUCGUUUCGAUUUUUUCUUAUUCGAUCUAUUGAUUUAUACGUUAAAAGUUAACUUAAGUUUUCAUUUUACUGGUCAUUUUUUUCCAGAUAUUGAACGUGCUUUAUACACCAGACUCAGUUCUCUAUUAUCUUAUAAAUUGUCGAAAACCGCACUCUAAUACAAAGCUGUCUUCGUAAGCCAUUGACUAGAUCUAUAGUCUUUUUUUUUUGGUCAACUAGAUAUAGAAAGUCUAUUAUUCAAGACUUAAUGAAAGACUAUACCUUUAUAUAAACUUAAGAUUUAAUGCAGGAGUAGUACAUAUAUACAAACAACUCCUCUGGCUUUCUCCUACAACCCCUAAUUUCGGAUCUCAAUUUUGAUUUGUGUAUUGUAAACUCAUGACUACAGUAAGAUUUACUGUAACUUUCCGCUUCCCUGCGAGUCCAAGACUCGACUGCGAGAGCUAUGCUGGUCUGAAAGCUAGGACGGCGAGGGUUAGCUAUCCCCUAACCAUAGCCACUCGUCGACACCAUCUUGUCCAAAUAGCAAACGAAGAUCGGACUUUGGUGGUGAGAGCUGCAGCUGGGGAGAUACCUAACAAAAGGUACCCAGGAGAACCGAAGGGGUUUGUAGAGGAGAUGAGGUCCGUAGCGAUGAAAAUGCACCCGAGAACCCAGUCAAAAGAAGGAAAAAGAGAGUCCACAGCUCCCCAAGACAGUCCUGUGGCGACGUGGGAGUUCACAGUGGAAGGGUACUUGAAGUUUCUCGUGGAAAAUAAACUUGUGUUCGACACUCUUGAAGGGAUUAUUCACGACUCUACCGUCCCAACUUAUGCUGCAUUCAAAAACACAGGAUUGGAAAGGGCAAAUAAUUUGGCCAAAGAUUUGGAGUGGUUCAAGGAACAAGGUUACGAGCUUCCUGAGCCAAAGGCUCAUUGUAAAACAUAUUCUCUGUAUCUAAAGGAUAUAGCAGAGAAUGAUCCACCAGCAUUCAUCUGUCAUUUCUACAACAUCUACUUCGGACAUAGCGCUGGUGGUGGUCGAAUGAUUGGGUCAAAGGUAUCUGAGAGGAUACUCGACAAUAAAAAACUCGAAUUCUAUAAAUGGGACGGCGACAUUUCCGAAUUGUUGACGAACCUGAGUGAAGAAUUGAACAAAGUCUCUGAGUUGUGGACGAGAGAAGAGAAGAAUCAUUGUUUAGAAGAGACAGAGAAAGCGUUCAAGUGUUAUGGGCACCUUCUUCGUUCCUUGGUCUCCCCUGAUUUGUAAUGACCCUGCGGUGGCAAUACAAGUAGGUGGGAAGGCCAUCAAGAGUGAAAAUUAAAUUAGAAAUAAUUGGACUAAGUCUCCAUUCACAUAUUUUCUUUAUUGCAUAAUAAUAUAUGAAGUCUAUGUUGUGGUUACCAAAAUAUGGGAACCUGACUUCCUUGGUUGUUUCUUUUACAUUUCCAAAUUUGUUGCAACUAAUUAAAGUUCCAUCAUUUUAUCAUUUGUACUAGUACAACUUUAAUGAUAGUCAAAAACUAGUCGAUAAAAAAAUUCUAAUUUAAUAGAGUAGAUAGAUACAAAAUGUUAAAUUAAAAGACAGAAUACAUAAGGAUUAUAGACUGAAACGAUACUUAUAAAGGCAAUUCUCUCAAAUAGACAUUUUUUAAUUUUUGUCAUAAAAAUAACAUUCAAAAAAGAAAAAUAGCCAAAAUAGUUCUUUUUUAUUUUUGAAAAUUUUUAAUAUUUAUUUUUUUGUUUUGUAAAAAUUUGAAACUCUAUUCUCAAAAUUAUACUUUUAACUCUAAAUCUUAAGUCUAAAUUAGUUAAGCCUAAAGUUUAAAUGUAUUUUUACUCUUUAAUAAAAUUUCUUUUAGUCAUUAAUUUCUCCUCACGUGAAUUUGGAAACUCAAACUCGAUGAAGUAAAAAGAUACUCCCUCUGUUCUUUAAUAUUAUAUAUUCUAGAAAAAAAAAUUGUUUUAAAAAGAUCUAUUUUUUAUAUUUUCAAGACAUGUUUUAUUAACUAAUUGUAAAUUUCAAAAAAACUUAAUUGCAUUUACUGAAUUGUUAUUGGCUUAAAAUUAUAAAACGAAGAUAAACACAAAAAAAUAUGCAAAUUUAAUGUGUUUUAUUAAAAUGUGUGAAAAAUCUAGAAUAUGUAACAUUAAGAAACAGAGAGAGUAAGAAAUACCAAAUCAAAGAUUUGUCAAAAAAAAAGGCAACAUAACAUUGCUGGCAUUGGUGUUUGCGUCAACAGAGAUGCUUUGGCAGACGAAAUCAACCAACAUAAAUAACAGAUUAAAUUAGUAUUGCCAAAAAAUAAACGAAAGGAAAAAACACAUUUCUCUAUACUGCAUGAACCAAAGUUUAUACAUUUUACACAUGAGUAAACGGUACAUGGAUCAAUACCGUUACACUCAAGAGUCUAUGAAGCACAAAACAUGCCACAAAACUCACUUAUCUUCACAACACAUCGACGAUAUAUAAUGUUAGCUGAAGAAACAGUCUCUUGUACACAAAUUAAGUGAAUCAUAUAGAUCCCCAGCUUAAGGUGUAAUCUUUGUAUGUCAAAAGAGAUGGAACAUCUUUCUUAUGUUUUACUUUUGUUGUCCCGAUGUCAUGGCCUUUAGCU
Molecule: messenger RNA, 3776 nt
Organism: Brassica napus (rape)
Lineage: Eukaryota; Viridiplantae; Streptophyta; Magnoliopsida; Brassicales; Brassicaceae
Product: heme oxygenase 4, chloroplastic
Exons: 7
Coding region: 1558-2427 (289 amino acids)
Biological process (GO): phytochromobilin biosynthetic process; heme oxidation
Molecular function (GO): heme oxygenase (decyclizing) activity
Source: RefSeq, a predicted model, not a curated record